Molecule: messenger RNA, 5312 nt
Organism: Mangifera indica (mango)
Lineage: Eukaryota; Viridiplantae; Streptophyta; Magnoliopsida; Sapindales; Anacardiaceae
Product: ABC transporter C family member 4-like
Exons: 12
Coding region: 325-4839 (1504 amino acids)
Biological process (GO): transmembrane transport
Cellular component (GO): vacuolar membrane; plant-type vacuole
Molecular function (GO): ATP binding; ABC-type transporter activity; ATP hydrolysis activity
Source: RefSeq, a predicted model, not a curated record
UCAGAGUCUAUGUGGCAUUUACGAGUCAUUUAUUAAGUCUCUAUUAUUUUUAUCUGUAUCUGUUUUUGUAAGAUGUUGGUUGGAUUUUGUUCGCAGUUUCGAUCGUUUCUUCUGGUGAAAGGAGAGACCGUGUCUUCGUUGGUGUAAUACUGCAGUAACUUUAUGCUGCGAAUCUCUGUGCUUUAAUUUUCCAACAACCAAAGUUUUUUUCUCUUCUUCAACUUUUGGGUUCUCUUCUUCUUUCGUUUCAGGACAGGAGAAGGAUAUUGACGAGAAUCAACCACGAGAGACGCAUUCUGUAGUAUUUCUCGUGAAGCCUGAAUCAUGUCUUCUGUAUCUUGGAUCCUUUCCCUCUCAUGUUCAAGCUCUGUGAUACAAUCGUCACAGGACUCAUCUGUUCCAUUGAUAUUCCAGUGGUUAAGAUUCAUUUUCCUCUCUCCCUGUCCUCAAAGAGUCCUUUCAUCUGCGGUUGACCUCUUGUUCUUGCUCAAUCUCAUUAUACUUUCAGUUCAAAAGAUUCGUUCUAGGUUCAUAGCCGAUGGUCGACCACCCAGCUCUGAUAUCAACAAGCCCCUCAUCAGAAACAACAGAGCCCUUCUGAGAACUACAAUAUGGUUCAAACUCUCUCUGAUUGUCACUGUUCUGUUAGCAUUUUCUUUCACAAUUAUCUGCAUUUUAGCUUUUAGUAGAAGCACCGAAUGGUCAUGGAAGCUAGUUGAUGCACUGUUUUGGUUGGUCCAAGCCAUAACUCAUGCAGUGAUUGCAAUCUUAAUCAUUCACGAGAAAAAAUUUGAAGCUGUUACUCAUCCGCUUUCUCUUAGAAUUUAUUGGGUUGCAUAUUUCGUCAUCGUUUCUUUAUUCUCGGCUUCCGGGAUAGUUCGUUUGGUCUCUUUUAAAGCAACCCUUUCUCCCAGCUUGAGAGUGGAUGAUAUAGUUUCCGUGCUGUCUUUUCCUUUGUCGAUUGUCCUUCUGUUUGUUGCAAUUAGAGGGUCAACUGGAAUUAAAGUGACCAGAGAUUCUGAACCUGAAAUGGACGAAGAAACCAAAUUAUACGAACCACUUGUGAGCAAACCCAAUGUCAGUGGAUUUGCUUCAGCUUCUGCAGUAUCUAAGACCUUUUGGCUUUGGAUAAAUCCCUUGCUUAUUAAAGGCUACAAGUCCCCUCUCAAGAUUGAAGAAGUCCCAUCACUGUCGCCAGGACAUAGAGCUGAAAAAAUGUCCAAGUUAUUUGAAUUACAUUGGCCAAAACCAGAAGAAAAAUCCAAGCACCCGGUUGGAAUCACACUCUUGCGGUGCUUUUGGAAGGAAGUUGCGUUGACUGCAUUCCUUGCAAUUGUGAGGCUUUGUGUAAUGUACGUUGGACCUGUUCUUAUUCAAAGUUUUGUUGAUUACACUGCUGGAAAAAGGAGUUCCGUUUAUGAAGGAUACUACCUUGUGUUGAUUCUCCUUGUUGCAAAAUUUAUAGAAGUGUUAUCAACUCACCAGUUCAACUUCAACUCCCAGAAACUUGGAAUGCUUAUUAGGUCCACUCUUAUAACUUCAUUAUACAAAAAAGGGCUCAGGCUAUCCUGCUCUGCCCGGCAGGCUCAUGGGCUAGGACAGAUAGUGAAUUAUAUGGCUGUUGAUGCCCAGCAACUUUCUGAUAUGAUGCUACAGCUACAUGCUAUCUGGUUAAUGCCAUUUCAAGUCGGUGUUGCUUUGGUUCUGCUAUAUAACUACCUUGGUGCUGCAGUCAUCACAGCAGUUAUCGGACUACUUGGUGUACUUGUAUUUGUUGUGCUGGGCACACAAAGAAGAAACAGGUUCCAGUUCAGUCUGAUGGAAAAACGCGAUUCCAGAAUGAAGGCAACAAAUGAGAUGCUAAAUUACAUGCGGGUGAUUAAGUUCCAGGCUUGGGAAGAACAUUUUAAUAAGAGAAUCCAGUCCCUCCGCGAAUCAGAAUUUGGUUGGCUAUCCAAAUUCAUGUACUCAAUAGCUUGGAAUAUUGCAGUAAUGUGGUGCACUCCAGUGCUGAUAUCAACUAUUACAUUUGGUACUGCCAUUUUAAUGGGAGUCCCACUUGAUGCAGGGACUGUAUUUACCACAACAACAAUCUUUAAGAUCUUGCAGGAGCCCAUAAGGACCUUCCCUCAAUCUAUGAUCUCACUUUCACAAGCGAUGAUAUCUCUGGGAAGAUUGGAUCAGUACAUGAUGAGUAGGGAAUUGGAGAAUGAUUCGGUUGAAAGAGUGGAGGGGUGUGACGAGGGAAUUGCUGUGGAGGUUAAAGAUGGGGUGUUUAGUUGGGACGAUGAAAAUGGAGAACAAUGUUUAAAAGAUAUAAAUUUGAAGGUCAAGAAAGGAGAACUUGCUGCUGUUGUUGGGACCGUGGGAUCUGGAAAGUCUUCUCUCUUGGCCUCUAUUCUUGGUGAGAUGCACAAAGUAUCAGGGAAGGUCAAAGUUUGUGGGACAACUGCUUAUGUAGCUCAAACAUCAUGGAUUCAAAAUGGGACAAUUCAAGAAAACAUCCUCUUUGGUUUGCCAAUGAACAGGGAGAAAUACAGGGAAGUUAUCAGGGUUUGUUGUCUAGAGAAAGAUUUGGAAAUGAUGGAGUUUGGAGAUAAGACUGAAAUCGGAGAGCGUGGUAUUAAUCUCAGUGGUGGACAGAAGCAGCGGAUUCAACUUGCCAGAGCUGUUUAUCAGGAUUGUGAUACUUACCUUCUUGAUGAUGUCUUUAGUGCUGUUGAUGCUCAUACAGGAUCUGAUAUAUUUAAGGACUGUGUAAGAAGAGCUCUUAAAGGCAAAACCAUAUUACUUGUAACGCACCAAGUGGACUUCUUGCAUAAUGUUGACCAUAUCUUUGUAAUGAGAGAUGGGAUGAUCGUACAAUCAGGAAAGUACAAUGAUCUAUUAAAUUCUGGUAUGGAUUUUGGAGCAUUAGUAGCUGCUCACGAAACAUCCAUGGAACUUGUAGAAGUAGGAAAAACCAUGCCCCACGCAGAUUCCCCCAAAACACCAAAAUCUCCUAACCAAGGGGAAGCAAAUGGUGAGAAUCUUGUAGAUCGAUCAAAUUCUGUUAAGGGAACUUCUAAGCUAAUCAAUGAGGAAGAAAGAGAAACUGGUAAAGUUAGCUUGCAGGUAUAUAAAAUAUACUGCACGGAGGCAUUUGGAUGGUGGGGUGUAAUAGCAGCGUUGCUAUUUUCUCUGUUGUGGCAAGCGUCUUUGAUGGCUGGUGAUUAUUGGCUGUCAUAUGAAACAGCAGCAGAGCGCGCUUUGUCAUUCAAUCCUUCCAUGUUCAUAAGUGUCUAUGCAAUUAUUGCAGCUGUAUCAAUUCUCCUGUUAGUGGUGAGAUCCUUUUUUGUUACGCUUAUGGGGCUCAAGACGGCCCAAAUUUUUUUCAGCCAAAUUCUUCAUAGUAUCUUGCAUGCCCCCAUGUCAUUUUUUGAUACAACGCCUUCAGGGAGAAUUUUAAGUCGGGCAUCAAGUGAUCAAACAAACAUUGAUCUUUUCCUUCCAUUAGUUAUUGGCAUUACCAUUGCCAUGUACAUCACGCUGCUUAGCAUCUUCAUAAUCACUUGUCAAUAUGCUUGGCCAACAGUAUUCUUGUUAAUACCACUUGCUUGGGUGAAUUACUGGUACCGGGGAUAUUAUCUUGCAACAUCUCGGGAAUUAACUAGACUCGAUUCAAUAACCAAAGCGCCAGUUAUUCAUCACUUUUCUGAAAGCAUUUCUGGGGUUAUGACCAUUCGCUCUUUCGCAAAGCAGCAUGAAUUCUGUCAGGAAAAUGUUAACCGAGUUAAUGCCAAUUUGCGUAUGGAUUUCCACAACAAUGGAUCAAAUGAGUGGUUGGGUUUCCGUCUGGAACUGUUGGGAAGUUUUACUUUUUGCGUUGCCACUCUGUUUAUGAUCUUGUUACCUAGUAGCAUUAUAAAACCAGAGAAUGUUGGUUUGUCCCUCUCGUAUGGGUUGUCCCUCAAUGCUGUGCUGUUCUGGGCCAUAUAUAUGAGUUGCUUUGUGGAAAAUCGGAUGGUCUCUGUUGAGAGGAUAAAGCAAUUUACAAACAUCCCAUCAGAAGCAGCGUGGGAGAUUAAAGAUCGUCUUCCUCCUCCAAAUUGGCCUGCGCGUGGCAACAUUGACCUCAAAGACCUGCAGGUGAGAUAUCGUCCCAAUACUCCUCUGGUUCUCAAAGGCAUUACUCUCAGCAUUCAUGGGGGAGAGAAGAUUGGUGUUGUUGGUCGUACAGGAAGUGGGAAGUCAACUUUAAUCCAAGUUUUCUUUAGGAUGGUGGAACCUUCAGGGGGAAGAAUAAUUAUUGACGGUAUCGACAUUUCCUUUCUGGGGCUUCAUGACCUUAGGUCUCGCUUUGGGAUCAUUCCUCAGGAACCAGUCCUUUUUGAAGGAACUGUGAGAAGCAACAUUGAUCCAAUUGGUCAGCACUCAGACGAAGAAAUAUGGAAGAGCCUUGAGCGUUGCCAACUUAAAGAUGUUGUGGCUGCAAAACCAGAUAAACUCGAUUCUUUAGUGGUUGAUAAUGGAGACAACUGGAGUGUGGGACAAAGGCAGCUUCUAUGUCUGGGCAGGGUUAUGCUAAAGCGCAGCAGGCUUUUGUUUAUGGACGAGGCGACUGCUUCUGUUGAUUCACAAACAGACGCUGUAAUUCAAAAGAUCAUUCGAGAGGAUUUUGCAGCCUGUACAAUUAUCAGCAUCGCUCAUAGAAUACCAACUGUCAUGGAUUGCGAUAGGGUUUUAGUUAUAGAUGCAGGAUGGGCGAAAGAAUUUGACAAGCCAUCCCGUUUGCUUGAGAGGCGUUCAAUCUUCGGGUCAUUGGUUCAGGAGUAUGCAAAUCGAUCAGCAGGACUAUAGAGCAAAUCUUCAUGGAUGUUGUUCUUAACAAUUGCAACUGUAGCAACGUAAAUAAAUAAUUUUCUAUAUCAAACAUUUUGUGAUAAUAUCAUAAGAAUUACCGUUGAAAGGUAAAAACCCUAGCCCUUUUAAACUCGUAGCUACCUGGAAGCCGCGAGCAAAACCCUAGAAAGCAUACAAGAAGCGAUGGGCAGGUCAAGAAGGAAGUGUACAAGAAUUCGAUGCCCAAGGUUCUGAGUAAGAGCCCGCACGUGUUCAAGCCAGCUUUCUCCUCUCUCCUUCCAAAGCCGAAGCUUUCGCUAUUUAUUCUUAUCUUUUAUGCAUUCUCAUUUUGAUUUUUGUAGCAGCUGUGACUGAAAUAAUUGAAUGUUGCUCAUGCAAUUUAUGCUAACAGCUGUUCUCCAAUAUGGCGAAGGAGGUUUUUGGUGGAAAGUAUAAUUUUAAUAAUGGAAAACGCCUACCCUUUUGCGUAA